Messenger RNA from Hyla sarda, 909 nucleotides. Its product is annotated as alpha-2-macroglobulin-P-like. The record is from RefSeq and is a predicted model, not a curated record. NCBI's taxonomy places the organism in Eukaryota, Metazoa, Chordata, Amphibia, Anura, Hylidae. The transcript has 8 exons. The annotation marks the transcript as partial. Gene Ontology annotation, molecular function: endopeptidase inhibitor activity.
GAAAUUGGUAUGAAGAUACUGACAAACACUCGCAUACUGCAGCCAGUGGAAAAACAGAGAUGCGUACUGCCUCUAGACGUGUUGGAAAUUCCCUUAUUUGAAAAGCGGACUGAAGAAUUUGAAAAGCGGACUCAAGAAUUUGAACUCAAAAUUAGAAAAUUUUUCCCUGACACCUGGCUCUGGAACCUUGUCCUUAUUGGGAAUCCUGUGGAUAGUAAACUUAGCCUAACAAGCAUCCAAGUCACGGUCCCAGACACCAUCACACAAUUUAAUGCUGGAGCCUUCUGUAUGGGUAACGAUGGUUUUGGCCUUUCCCCACAAGCUUCUUUGACUGUCUUUAAACCGUUCUUUGUAGAUCUUGCUUUGCCUUAUUCCAUCAUCCAAGGAGAGACGCUCUCUAUCAAAGCGAAUGUCUUCAAUUAUCUCAACCAGUGUUUAAUGGUCCAGGUAACCCUGCUCAGCUCUACAGAUUUCUCAGUGAAGAAUUGCCAGGGCUGCCUGAGGUCUAUUUGUGUCUGCGCCGGUCAAACAGCUGCCAUUAGCUGGAGUAUCACUCCCAACAUCAUAGGAUCGUUGACCCUGACAGUGAGAGUAGAAGCAGUGACCAGCAAAGAAUUAUGCAAUGGGAAGGUACCAUACGUGCCCGCAAAAGGAAAUAUAGACAUACUGCAAAGACAACUUCUUGUCAAGCCUGGAGGCAUCAGGAAAGAAAUUACUGAAAAUAUCUACCUAUGUCUGAACGCUUCCGUGAACAGCAUACAGAGACUAUUCUCACUUACGCUUCCAAGUAUAUGGGUGAAAAAAUCAGAGAGCGCCUAUAUAUCUGUGCUGGGGAGCCAAGCCUCCUUCACGCAGGGUCGAGCUUUCUUCAUGCUGAAUUUACUUCAGGUCACUCCAAACAUUGAUUAG